This is a messenger RNA of Eutrema salsugineum, 1454 nucleotides long. RefSeq names its product PIN2/TERF1-interacting telomerase inhibitor 1. Gene Ontology annotation, molecular function: nucleic acid binding. The record is from RefSeq and is a predicted model, not a curated record. NCBI's taxonomy places the organism in Eukaryota, Viridiplantae, Streptophyta, Magnoliopsida, Brassicales, Brassicaceae. Gene Ontology annotation, cellular component: nucleolus. Gene Ontology annotation, biological process: regulation of ribosome biogenesis. Bases 98 to 1246 code for a protein of 382 amino acids. The transcript is spliced from 11 exons.
CAGCUUUCCCUAAACUCCCUCGCCAACUCUUCUUUUGAGCUCCAACUAAACGGCGACGGAUUGUCUGCAAUCGAUCGCCGGAAAUUAGGAAGAGAAGAUGUCGGCGCCGGAAGCUCCGGUUAAGUAUGUCGGUAUCCUCAAGGAAUCCGCCGCCUUCCGGCUUAUGAAAUCGAUGGGCUGGGAAGAAGGAGAAGGACUUGGUAAAGAUAAGCAAGGGAUCAAAGGCUAUGUAAGAGUGAAGAACAAGCAAGAUACAACUGGUGUUGGUGUUGAUAAGCCGAAUCCAUGGGCAUUUGAUACAACUCAGUUCGAUAACAUUCUCAAGAAAUUGAAAGUGCAAGCAGCACCUACCAAGACUAGCAAGAAUGAUGAUGAUUCAGAGAAGGAAGCGGAAAGUGAAGACGAUGCUUCCAAAUCUGAGCCUGCCAAGUCUAAGACCGUUGCAAAAGUCACUCGUCCACAAGGAAGGUAUCAACGUAGAGAGAAAGGGAAGCGUGUCAAUUCAUACUCGUCUAAAGAUCUUGAAGGAAUAUUGGUUAAGCGAACUGAGGAACCGUCUCCUGUGGUUUGUGACAUAGCCGAUACUAUGGAGAUUGAAAUUAUAUCUGAGGACCAAGAUGCUAGUGUUAAAGAACAGAAAAUCGAAGAACCUUCUUCAGACUGGUGGGGAUUUAAAUCUGGGUUUGUCUCAGGCGGUCUUCUUGGUGCCAAGUCUGGCAAAAAGAAAUCAUCGAAGACUAAUGAGAGAAGAAUGUUUUGUGAGGACGAUCAAGAGAAUCUCUACAACUUGGUUCAGGAUAAAGCCACGGCUGGAAAACAAGGACUGGGUAUCAAAGACCGACCGAAGAAAAUAGCCGGUGUUCGUUACCAAGGGAAGAAGACGUCCUUUGAUAACAGUGAUGAUGAUGAUGAUGAGGAAGAGGAAGAAGACGAGAAUGAGGAAGAUAGUGAAGACAGCUCUCUUGUCCAAAAUACUCUCCCAGCAAAAAGGAAGCACGAUGAAAUCAUUGAACCCAAAAUCAAGUUAAAGAAACUGUGCAAGGAGAUUCUUAGGAAGGAUGCUGGUCGUGGUGGAUCUAUGAAGAUGAAACAGCUUAAAUCUCUAAUUGAUGAACAAGCACCAUCAGUUCUCUCAGAAUUCUCUUCAAGCAAAGAUGCUAUUGCUUACUUGAAACUUAAGCUGGAGCGAAGUGGGAAGUUUGUUGUGGAGGGAAAGAAGAUCAGUCUCGUAUCAAAAAAGAAGUGAGAACUAUAUUUGUUGGAACUAUCAUUAUUCCUGAAUAGGACAGUGGAGAUUAGGACAAGUUUUGUUACUAAAUCAUCACCAUUCCGUAUGUAUAACAAAGAUAAUCCUUAUCAUUCGGAAAUUUUGAUUUGUUUGUAAUCUAUUUAUACAUUCUAUGAAUUUUCAUAAAACUUCACGUAAUCGCUUUCAUAUAAUAAUCGAUUUGAAA